This is a messenger RNA of Trametes versicolor FP-101664 SS1, 564 nucleotides long. RefSeq lists its product as uncharacterized. The record is from RefSeq and is a predicted model, not a curated record. The coding region runs from base 1 to 564 and encodes 187 amino acids. The transcript has 3 exons. NCBI's taxonomy places the organism in Eukaryota, Fungi, Basidiomycota, Agaricomycetes, Polyporales, Polyporaceae.
AUGCGUCAACGACGUUCCACGAUGCGGGCCAACUACCACCCUUUCCUCUUCACCCUCAUGACCCUGACGGCCACUGCUGAGCUCGGCCUCACCGCUUUUCUCAUCAGCGCGGGGAAUGAGGCGCAGACCUGGGCCAGCCCCAGGUACCACUCACUGUCCGUACCUCGCCGCUCCAAGUGCCACCCGCAUCUGACGGAGAGUCGUUCCAGCCUGAUUCUCCUCUGCUUCUCGUCGGCGUGGACCCUUCUAUUCUCGGGCGCAUACGUGCUGUGGCUCGUUGAUGGCGCCGUCCAUUUGCUGGCGCAGGUUGCCAGUUCCGUGGUCUGGCUCCUGCUUGCCGCCAUACUAUGGGGCGUAGGCGCGGGGCUCAUGCAUAACACGCGUUCCGGGGGGAACUGUGCCGGACGUCCGCCCCUGUCACGCUGUCGCCAGACCCUCACGAUGGAAGCGUUAGGCUGGACAGAAUUCAGCCUCUGCUGCGUAACGCUCGCUGCAACGCUGCUGUGGAUGCGCACGGGCCUAGGGAAGAGGAGGUAUAUCAGGGAUUCACGGACGUUUGUGUAG